AUGACCAUCACAGCCAACAUCGAAAUUGCUUGCCCACCCGAGUUCGUCCGAGCAAAGUUCCUCGAAUUCCCCUCCAUCCCAACUUACCACACCACCUUCUUCACCAGCAUAACACCCCAAGGCCCUCUCGAAUCCCAACAAAAAAUUACCGUCGUCUUCGUCGGCAUGGGCAAAAUGGACGCCACAAUUCUCGCCAACGAACCACAGCUCUUCAAAUGGGCCGGCAGCAUCCCACUCCUCUUCGGCGGCGACCACAGUUUCCACUUCACGCCCAGCACGACAACGCCAGGUGGGACGACCUUUACGCAGGACGAGAGUUUCUACGGCGCGUUGGGGUUCCUUAUGGGCGAUGGGUUUAUCGCGCGGAGGAUGGGCAUGGGGGAGAAGACGGCGAGGAAUUGGGAGGGUUUCAAUAAGGACUUUAAAGCGUGGUGUGAAAAGAGUGGUUGA
Molecule: messenger RNA, 450 nt
Organism: Parastagonospora nodorum SN15
Lineage: Eukaryota; Fungi; Ascomycota; Dothideomycetes; Pleosporales; Phaeosphaeriaceae
Exons: 2
Coding region: 1-450 (149 amino acids)
Source: RefSeq, a predicted model, not a curated record